Thelazia callipaeda (thelaziosis nematode) is the source of this 633-nucleotide messenger RNA. The record is from the annotation of a GenBank genome assembly. Lineage: Eukaryota; Metazoa; Nematoda; Chromadorea; Rhabditida; Thelaziidae.
AUGGCGAGUAUUGAGCCGAUUAAAGAUAAGAAUGAAAAUUAUGAUGGAAAUAAAGUGACGGGCUUGCCCGCUGUGAAGCAUGAAGAACCAAGCAUGGCAAAACCUGAGUUAGUACAACAAAAAUUAAACAUGAAGACGGAUGUAAUCUUAAGAGUGGUUCCCCCAUUCCAAAGUGAAAAUGUAUCAUCGGAAUCACUCCCAAAUGAAUUGGAUCCUGCAGAUCGUGGAAUAGAUACUAAUGAAAAAAGUAGUUUGUUGCGUGACUUUCCGUGUAAAUUCGAGUAUACCCAAUGGAGUUCAUGCUCAGCAACAUGUUAUAAUGGUGUAAACUUACCAAGAAAAAGUCGAACUGUUAUAAAAGAUUCAAUUAUCAGAUCACGAGGAAAGUAUGAACCUUGUCCGCCAGAUUUAAUUCACAAAGUGGAUGUGGCACCUUGCAAUACUUACAAAUGUCCAGUGUUACUGUCGAGUUUCCCUUUCCGAAAAGAAUGCUACUUUCAUAGUAAAGUGAAUGGAACGGAAAAUUCUUGCUAUCAAAUACGUGAUGUUCCUUUAGAAGAUACUUUGAUAAUGAUAGACGCUGAUCUUAUCAAACAAUGUUAUAGUUGUUCUGACGACGUUUUAGAAAUUUAA